Messenger RNA from Scheffersomyces stipitis CBS 6054, 1239 nucleotides. RefSeq names its product Uga33p (gene UGA33). Gene Ontology annotation, biological process: positive regulation of transcription by RNA polymerase II. The record is from RefSeq and is a predicted model, not a curated record. The transcript has a single exon. Gene Ontology annotation, cellular component: nucleus. Bases 1 to 1239 code for a protein of 412 amino acids. Gene Ontology annotation, molecular function: transcription cis-regulatory region binding; DNA-binding transcription factor activity. NCBI's taxonomy places the organism in Eukaryota, Fungi, Ascomycota, Pichiomycetes, Serinales, Debaryomycetaceae.
AUGCUUGUCACCUUAUCUUCUCCGUUCAACUUGUUUCUUGACGACACUGGUAUAUUCUACUUGAGCUACUUUGAAGAGAACGUAGCCAACCUUUUGUCGAUCAGCCCACAGUCAUCGAAUUACUUUCUCAAGACAUUUUUCACCUUGUCCAUCACCAGCGAAGCUAUUCUGAACGUUCUCGCUGCCUGGGGGGCACUUUUUCACCCAAAUUCUGAUUUGACUUUGGUCAAUAAGUACAUUACAAAAGCCAGAAUUGUGGUUAACGAAAACCCAACAGACAAAUUUGACUUCUUCAUAGCCCUAGCAUACUACUUGAUUACCAUCGGAAUCCAGGUAUGCGCGGGAGACACCAGAAACUGGCAUCAGCUAUUCCGCAGAUGUGAAGACUUGAUGCGCAAUUAUGGUGGAUUCCUCAAGUUCAUCAAGGAUUUUAACUAUUCCAACGACUGUAAGUUCAUGAUUGCUAACUUCCAGUUCCAUGAUAUAAUGUCAAGUGAAACACUUCUGCGAGGUACGACAUGCUCUAUGAGCAACUACAACGAUCUCUUCCGUGUGAACAAAUUAUUAGAAACAGAUGGGUACGGUGUAGAUCCUUACCAGGGGUGUAUUCAACCCAUCUAUCUUCUUCUUGGAGAGAUUAUGAAUGUAUACGUGGAGCUCAAAGCUGAACGCAAGAACCUCAAUGAAAAAUUGAAUGUGGCCGAUAAUCUUGAAGUGUUUUCUACGCUAAAUCUGUUUAGAUUGGACCACUACAAGAAAAUAGACGAAAAAUACCAUGAACUAACAAAUAAGAUCAAUUGCUGCGAGCCUGUCCAGUCGCAAUUGGAUCAGCUUUCGUCCGAUGAAGAACGAGAAUCCCAUCUGAAACUAUUCCAGCUAUAUCGUAUCACCGGGAAAAUGUACAUUGCUAUCUACAUUAAGCAAACACAGCCAAUGUCUGCUGAAGUUCAGAACUACCUUGUUUCGGCACUUUCGCUCAUUAGUGACCUUAUUAAUACUAACCUCAUAAGCUCGCUCAAUAUGUCGCUUUUGAUAUGUGGAAUAUCAUGCUGCAACAAGUUUGACAGGCUCAAUCUUGAUUCAACCUUCGAGAAAGUCUACUCUCAUUACCAUGUUGGAAAUGUCAAGCGUAUCUGGGACGUUGUCAAGGAAAGUUGGAGAAGAAACUCUACAGGGACAGCAUGCAUCGACUGGAUCGAUAUCUGCAAUGAUUUUGGAUGGAAGUUGUCGAUGUGCUAG